Molecule: messenger RNA, 1881 nt
Organism: Tetrapisispora phaffii CBS 4417
Lineage: Eukaryota; Fungi; Ascomycota; Saccharomycetes; Saccharomycetales; Saccharomycetaceae
Exons: 1
Coding region: 1-1881 (626 amino acids)
Biological process (GO): pseudouridine synthesis
Molecular function (GO): pseudouridine synthase activity; RNA binding
Source: RefSeq, a predicted model, not a curated record
AUGCUGACGAGAUUUCAACGACAACUUGUGACCAUCAAACAUUAUAAUUUAAUGACCAUCAAAAGAGAGAUGUCCAGUAGUAAUAACGAAAUUGAUGAGGGCAACAGUAAUACUGACUCCCAAAGCACGUCUGAGUUAUCUGAAUUUGAGACAUAUCUAUUACAUGAUAAAGCAAGAGCUAGACAAGAAAAAUUAUUCAAACAAAUUAAUCAGAAUAAAAGAGCUAAAAGAGACAAUUCUAAAAUAACCCAAACAGAAUUGCGUGAUAAGGCUGGAUUUAAGUUAAAAGUGGCUAAUACAAAUUCCAAUAGGAAUAAACAAGAGGAUCCAGAGUUUGAGGUUAGAAUUGAAGGACCGUUGAGGAAAAUUACCCCAUACUUAUUUACGUAUAAAACAUUUUGUAAAUUGAGAUGGAGAGAUCGUAAAUUAAUUGAUGUGUUUGUUAACGAAUUUAGAGAUAGAGAAGAAAGUUACUACAUCAAAACAAUUGCUGCAGGUAAAGUAUUUUUAAACAAUGAACCAGCAAAUUUAGAUAGUGUUAUUCGAAAUGGUGAUUAUAUCACACAUCAGAUCCAUCGUCAUGAACCACCAAUAACCAGUAGGCCAAUAAAAACCGUAUUUGAGAAUGAUGAUAUUUUGGCUAUUGAUAAACCAAGUGGAAUUGCUGUUCACCCUACAGGUAGAUUUAGAUUUAAUACUAUAACAAAAAUCUUAAGAAAAAAAUUAGGAUAUUCAGUUCAUCCAUGUAAUAGAUUAGAUAGAUUAACAAGUGGCUUAAUGUUUUUAGCAAAGACUCCGAAGGGAGCUGAUGAAAUGGGAGAUCAACUAAAGGCUAGAGAAGUUACAAAAGAGUAUAUUGCUCGUGUUGUUGGGGAAUUUCCAAUUGAAGAAACUGUUGUAGAGCUACCGCUAAGAUCAAUCGAUCCAAGAGUAUCAUUAAAUGCUGUUUGUAAAGGUAAUGACGAAAAUGCAAAACAUGCUAAAACUAUUUUUAGUAGAAUUAGUUAUGACGGAAAAACUAGUGUCGUAAAAUGUAAGCCAUUAACUGGUAGAACUCAUCAGAUAAGAGUUCACUUGCAAUAUCUUGGCCAUCCAAUUGCAAAUGACCCUAUAUAUUCUAAUCCAUCAAUUUGGGGCCCAUUAUUAGGAAAAGGAGGUGUGGAGGAUUAUAAAGAAAUAGCAGACAAAUUAGAUGAAAUUGGUAAAACUAAAGUGGCUGAGAGUUGGUUUUUCUCUGAUGCAGAAGGUGAAAAAUUACUUCCAGAUCAAAAAUGCGAAGUUUGUGAAACCACCCUUUACAGUGAUCCCGGUCCAAAUGAUUUAGACUUAUGGUUACAUGCAUACAGAUAUGAAUCCACUGAGUUAAAUGAAUAUGGUGAAAAGAAAUGGAGCUACCGUACUGAUUUCCCUGACUGGGCAGUUGAACCAAAUGUUAAGUAUAUGAAAAUGGCAUUAGAAGAAGCCAGAAAAUGUGGACCAACAAGGACAGCAUUCAAUGUAGGUGCAGUACUUGUAAACGGUACUACAAUAUUGUCAACUGGUUAUUCAAGAGAAUUACCAGGAAACACACAUGCUGAACAAUGUGCUCUUGAAAAAUAUUUUGAAAAGAAUAAUACCAAGGUCGUGCCGGAAGGAACUUCCAUUUUCACUACAGUGGAACCAUGCUCCUUACGAUUAAGUGGCAAUGAAGCAUGUUUAGAAAGGAUAAUUAAUCAAAACGGUAACAUUAGAACAGUUUUUGUAGGAACUAUGGAACCAAACAUAUUUGUUAAAAACAAUAAAAGUUUAACUAACCUAACUAAAAAUAAUAUUGAAUAUGUCAAAAUUCCAGGAUUCGAAGAGGACUGCUUACAAGUGGCAACAAUUGGCCAUGAAAAUUGA